AUGCAGGACUCUGAUGAUUACUUUGCAAACGACGAUCUCGUGCUCGAUGAUACUGUCAUUGCUGCGCUUGAUGAGCAAGAGAGCAAGUUCGUAGAAAGUCAACGUCUCACACAGCAAGCUCAGGCGCAUCCUAAUUCACCCCCUCCUGCCAAGCGCCAGAAACUCUACCAUGAACUCCCUCUCCGGACAGCAUCCUUAGAUGAAUUGCAGCUACCAGAAGUAUCUCUUCAUGGCAGUCAAGCUUAUGAUAUUGCUUCCCGCAGACGUGCAUCCGGGAGUAAUUGGAACGCUGCAGGUCGCAACGUGUCAGCACGCGUAGAAUCGCCGAAUCAACAUCAUGCACAGUAUGUCACGCGUCAUGAUGCUUCUGCAGCGAACGUGCAACGUUCCUUCCCUCCAAGAGCAGCACCAAACCAGCCACUCCUCGCACCUUCCAGACGUGCCUCAUCAAGCUCGGUUGCUUCAAAUGCGCAUAUUGCGAUGCUUGCCCCAAAGACUGAAGACGCAACGCUUCGUGCAGAGUUGGAGGUACUACGUGCUCAGUUGAAAGAACUAACCGAGGAAAGAGGGAAGACGAAGCAGGAGUAUGAAGGUGAACGCGAUGCACGACUAGCUAAAGAGGGUGAAGUCACCAUUUUGAGAAAAGGUCUCGAAAAGAAAAAUCAAGAGUAUUCCGCAGAGAUUGCUAGGCUGAGAGCGGCGAAAGAGCAAGCGGAAGCCACUCAGGCUCAAGCACAAAAGAACAUGAGAGAAGAGGUGGAACGGCUGAAGGGCCAAUUACAACUGAAGCGUAAUGAGGAAGCCACCUUACGGCGACCACCAUCGUCAGGGCGGUCUCAGAGAAUCCGCGACCAGCCACCUCCCACCCCAGUGCGGAUGCCCUCGCAGAUGCGGGAAUGGAACAGCGAUGCCGGUCGUGCACCUCGAACACCCUCUCGUACACGUCAAAUCACCUCGAAUGGCAGCCCUGAGUCCUCAAGAAGCAGGAAAUAUACCUCUGAUCAUCCUAAGAAGAGUGCACUGUUCCCAGGUUUCGUGAACGCGUUCGACUAUUCGCCUCCGAGAGCAUCACAGAAUGUUCAAGCGAAGGGAAAGCAGCGAGAGGAGAGCAAAGUUCGCAGGGAUUUAUCCGACUCGGAUCCGUAUCCUAGCCAACGUCAACAGUACUCAUCUCCUCCGAGCAGUCCUAUUCAAUUCUUACGACCCAUGGAGGAUUUCAAUCCAUUGGGACCCGAUGAUCAAGGGACUGGUGCGGAUGUUGAAAUGACUGACGAAGUCAAGGAUCAGAUACCGGUGGAGGAGUACGAUGUGGUUGAACCGCCAGAUCGAAGAGCGGAGCUCCAACGGAUUAUCUUUUCUCACAAAUUAUCAUCAUCGGAACCGCUGACGUUCCAUUUUCUUUUGGGUUCUCCACUUCCGGAUUCAGCCUCAGCAGAGCAAUCGCGAUCGUAUGCUGCUUUGUGUGAUCGACUGCUCGAGAAUCUCGGGAUUACUGUACCCAAAAUGGAUGGUGGGGACUAUCUCAACGAGGUCCUCUCGGAUAUUCUAGUGCAAAUGGCCAGAACUUUGACCGAUGUUCGAGCAAUUCCGGCAUUGACUGCGCUUUUCUCCCUACUGCGUGAGGUGGUUCUGUGGCAACGUAUGUUUGCUAGGUUAUUUCUGUCCACCACGGAUGACGACGCACCUCCUACAAUCAUUGCUUUGUUAUGUGAUGUCAUUCGCACAUGUCUGAACCCCCCGAAUAAGCCUAUGAGUGAAGAACUUAGCCCGCUCGCACUUCGUACUCUUCGACUACUUGAAAUGCUAGCUUGGAGUGCCCCGGAUGAUCUUGCGAUCAGACUGUCAUUCAUCCUGAAGAGUCCGAAUGUACUUUCGAUCCUACUGGCACCGUCCCAGCCUACUUGGUUGUUGCAUCGAUCUGCUCGUCUUCUUGCAUUCCUUGCGUCGCAUCCUAGCCUAUUUAGGUAUUUGCUUUUAUACCCAGAGACAAAUGCUGGAGAGGCGUUGGGUGAGAAAGGCUUCAGACACAUUCCAUACAUCGAGCAGCUCUCGUUUUACCUGACCGAUAUUACACGACAAGGGCCUGAGGCGGACUUGUUGAGAGAGUCGAUCCUCACGUUUGUCGCAGGACUCGUAGUCGCCCAUCCGGAAGCUCAGGGGAUUUUGGCAGAAACUGAGACACUCAUUCCUUCAAUCAUUCUGUUCCUAUACAAUCUGACAACGCCUAUCUACGAGGAAGAUGAGGGCCUGAUGAAUGCACCUGAGUUGGUUACGGCACUAUGUGAAAAGACCAAUAGGACGGUGUCCCUACUACAUACACUCGUCCUCGGCGGGAACAGCACAAGAGUUGGCCUGCGACAUAAGCUGACGAGCAUCAAGUAUCGUCAGUUUCACGGCAUCAUGCACAUGUUCAACGUUGCCCUGGGGCGGCUCAGCUAUGCGGACGUCCCUCAGUGGUUUGAACCUUCGCAACGCCAUGCACUGGAAGAGGUGAUGGACCUGGCUAGGCAGCUGUUAGAGCUCAACUCGGACGGCCCUGAGCUUGAGUUGAUUUGGGCAGCAUUUCAAUCCGACGAGGAGAUGCAGGACAUGGCCGUGGACAAGCAGGAAGAAGACAACGACGAGGAGAGUGAGGCACGCAUGCUGCAUCCUCCUGACGCCGAAGAGUGA
Messenger RNA from Sparassis crispa, 2670 nucleotides. RefSeq lists its product as hypothetical. The record is from RefSeq and is a predicted model, not a curated record. Bases 1 to 2670 code for a protein of 889 amino acids. Gene Ontology annotation, biological process: DNA damage checkpoint signaling. NCBI's taxonomy places the organism in Eukaryota, Fungi, Basidiomycota, Agaricomycetes, Polyporales, Sparassidaceae. The transcript is spliced from 12 exons.